AUGUCUAACUUUCCAGUUGGUCGUAUACAUCGUUUGUUGCGUAAAGGAAACUACGCAGAACGUGUCGGAGCUGAUGCACCAGUGUACUUGGCCGCCGAAGUGUUGGAAUUGGCCGAUAACGCUGCCCGUGACAACAAAAAGACUCGUAUCAUUCCUCGUCACUUGCAAUUGGCCAUCCGCAACGACGAAGAGUUGAACAAAUUGCUUUCGGGUGUCAAAAUCGCUCAAGGUGGUGUAUUGCCAAACAUUCAAGCAGUCUUGUUGCCAAAGAAGACCGAGACAAAAAAAGCCUAA
This is a messenger RNA of Sitodiplosis mosellana (orange wheat blossom midge), 294 nucleotides long. RefSeq names its product histone H2A-like. Lineage: Eukaryota; Metazoa; Arthropoda; Insecta; Diptera; Cecidomyiidae. Gene Ontology annotation, molecular function: DNA binding; structural constituent of chromatin; protein heterodimerization activity. Gene Ontology annotation, cellular component: nucleosome. Bases 1 to 294 code for a protein of 97 amino acids. The transcript has 2 exons. The record is from RefSeq and is a predicted model, not a curated record.